AUGCAGAACGGUCUGCGCCCAAGAAAAGGAAAUAAGGUUGAGACCAAAGAGGCUUCCCAGCAAUCAGAGAGUCAGGAAAUGGAAGGAGGAGCUUCAGCAGCAGCAGCUGAAGCCACUGAUGAGGAGGAGCCCAGAGAGCCAACUCUGCAUGAUAUUGCUGGGAUUCUUCGGGCUUUCAUGGGACAACAGGAAGUUCGGGAGAAAAAGCAGAGAGAAGUUUCUGCACAACAAGAACAGCGCUUUAGGAGCUUGCAACAUCAGUUUCGGCUUUUGCAGAUGGAAAUACAGGCCAGGACAACCCCGCCCCCUGAGCCCACAUCAACUGAUUCACCACCUGUUACAACUCAAAUUGAUCAGAUUCAAGCAACAUCUCAACCUGAGGAUUCAGCUUUCAGCUCAACAGGUCAGUCUGUGCACCUUCCUCAUCCUAAAUUGGAAAAAUUGACUGCUGAAGAUGAUGUUGAGCACUUUCUGACCACGUUUGAGAGAAUUGCAGCUGCUUAUCGUUGGCCACAAUCAGACUGGGUUUUCCAUCUCAUUCCUCUUCUGACGGGUAAGGCUCGCUGUGCCUAUGUUAACAUGGAUGUGGAUGAUUCCCUGGAAUAUGGAAAGGUUUGGAUCAAGGAGCACAAUCCGAAGUCUGCUGCAGAAGCUGCUACUCUCGCUGACGUGUUUGUGGCCGCCAGAAGUAGGAGUCAGCCAUGGAGCAACAGUGCAUGGAGAGCUGCCAAAGAUUCACGUCGGUUACAACCUUAUCAGCCUCAUCAGAAGCUAGCAACGGGUGGGGGUAAGCCUUUUUUAAGAGAAAACCAGCCUUCUAAGGCAGGAAAAAGGCCUCCAGUGUGUUACCUCUGUGGACAAGAAGGUCACACCAAACCCAUGUGUCCUAAGAAUCAAAGUAAGCUAACUCAAGUGUGUUUUGUGCCUCAUCAGAAUGUGGAUGUUAAACUUGAAAUAAAGCAGUCAAGUAAAAUCAUUACAGUGAAGAUUGCUGGGCAUGAAAUAAAUGCUUUAAUAGAUACUGGCAGCACACAGACUCUAGUGCACAAGAACCAUGUACCAACUAAUUGUAUAUGCCCUUCUGAAACGAUAUCAGUUCGCUGUGUACAUGGUGAUGAGAAAUCAUACCCCACUGCUGAUAUGUUUGUUGAGGUGCAGGGAGCUCCCUAUCUGUUGAAGGUUGGGGUAGCUGAUAACCUACCCUAUCCUGUAGUUUUGGGGGAGGAUCUGCCUGUCAUCUAUGACUUGUUGAGGGAUGUGCAGAGCUGUAACGUGGCUGUAACCAGAGCCCAAGCUAAAAAUCAAGAUGAGCAUUUUGCAACACUUAGUGCUUUACCUUUUUUCGAGGCUGAGUUGCAGACAGAACCUGGGAAGUCUCGGAAGCCACGCAGUCAAAGAAGGCGUGAGAAAUUUCAACAUGCACUGGGUGAGACUUCAGUUGAAGUGGCUCCAGAUAUGCCACUGGGUUUUUCAAUACCCACAAACAUCAGACAAAUGCAGCAGAAUGAUCCAACUUUAUUUGCCCUGUUGCUGAAGGCUAGGAGGGAGGCCUCUGUAGGAUCUGACACAAAUAAAGAGCAGUAUAUACUGCAAGAUGGCAUUUUAUAUCAACAUGGCCAGUUAAAGCAGUUAGUUGUCCCUAAGGAGGCUCGUGAAACAGUCUAUAAGCUGUUGGGCAUCAGGAGCAUGAGGACAACACCAUACCACCCACAGACGGAUGGCCUGACGGAGCGUUUUAACCAAACUCUCAAACAAAUGCUACGUAAGUUUGUGAAUGAUACAGGCUCUGAUUGGGACCAGUGGUUGCCAUACCUCCUUUUUGCCUACAGGGAGGUUCCUCAGGCUUCCACUGGUUUCUCCCCAUUUGAGCUCCUCUAUGGCCAUGAUGUGAGGGGCCCUCUGACCCUGCUGAGAGAUGCAUGGGAGGGAGAUCAGAGUAAAGAGGAUCCAGUCAACAUUAUUUCAUUUGUUCUCCAUAUGAGGGAUAAACUGCAGCAAAUGAGUGAGUUGGCUCAGAGUCACAUGGCAGCUGCUCAGAAACACCAAAAGGUUUGGUUUGACAAGAAAGCUCGCCACAGAAGUUUUGCUCCUGGCCAGAAGGUUUUGGUAAUGUUGCCAACUUCUGACAGCAAGUUGUUAGCAAAAUGGCAGGGACCCUUUGAAGUACUGAGGAAAACUGGACCUACUACCUAUCAAGUCUCUACACCAGGUCUCCAGCGAGGGAGUCGAGUGCUCCAUGUUAACCUUCUCAAGGAGUGGGUUCCAAGGAAGGAGAAUGAGAGUGAGGUGUUGCUUAUUCACAGAGUGGAGGAGGAGGAAGAAGUUAAUGACUAUUUGCCCUCAGUAACAUCCUCUGUGCUGGACCUAAGCCAUCUCACCAGCGAGCAACAGUCUCAGCAUUGUUUUAAAACCAGAUGCUGCCAUAAAGCGUAUGAGUUACAGGAUACCCGAACGCUUCCGGGUGGAGCUGAAGGAGGAGAUGGACCUCAUGCUGUCUCUAGGAAUCAUCCAACCUUCAACAAGUACCUCAACUCUAUAUCAAAAUUUGACUCUUACCCAAUGCCACGUAUUGAUGACCUCAUUGAGCACCUGGGGGCAGCAAGAUACUUAACAACUAUUGAUCUGUCUAAGGGGUACUGGCAGGUGCCUCUCACUAAACAGUCCCAGGAGCUGACAGCGUUUCGCACCCCCUGGGGAUUGUUCGAGUUCACAGUCCUGCCAUUCGGUCUCCAUGGGGCCCCAGCAACAUUUCAAAGACUAAUGGAUCAGGUACUCUCUGGGCUCUCAGCAUUCACCUGUGCAUACCUUGAUGAUUUUGUGGUUUUCAGUGCAACUUGGGAAGAGCAUGUUCACCAUCUAAAGGAGGUCCUGGAUCGGCUGCGUUUAGCAGGCCUUACCAUCAAUCCAGCAAAGUGUGCUCUUGCCAGGACAGAAAUACAGUACCUGGGGUACACCAUUGGAGGUGGUACUCUGAAACCUCAAGUUGAUAAAAUCAAUGCGAUAGCAUCCUGUCCGCUCCCACAAACCAGGAAACAGCUGCGGUCUUUUCUUGGCAUGGCUGCAUUCUACCACAGAUUCAUUCCUAAUUUUUCAGCUAGAGCAGCAUUCCUAACAGACAUGACGGGCUCCAGAAGUCCCACUAAAAUUCAGUGGACAGCAGAGGCUAUUGCAGCAUUUAAGGACAUUAGCCAAUCUCUGAGUAAGAAUCCAGUUUUGCACUAA
Cyprinodon tularosa is the source of this 3222-nucleotide messenger RNA. RefSeq lists its product as uncharacterized. Lineage: Eukaryota; Metazoa; Chordata; Actinopteri; Cyprinodontiformes; Cyprinodontidae. The transcript has 5 exons. Gene Ontology annotation, biological process: DNA integration. Bases 1 to 3222 code for a protein of 1073 amino acids. The record is from RefSeq and is a predicted model, not a curated record. Gene Ontology annotation, molecular function: nucleic acid binding; zinc ion binding.